This is a messenger RNA of Ochotona princeps (American pika), 531 nucleotides long. RefSeq names its product large ribosomal subunit protein uL5-like. Gene Ontology annotation, molecular function: structural constituent of ribosome; RNA binding. Bases 1 to 531 code for a protein of 176 amino acids. Gene Ontology annotation, biological process: translation. Gene Ontology annotation, cellular component: ribosome; cytosolic large ribosomal subunit. NCBI's taxonomy places the organism in Eukaryota, Metazoa, Chordata, Mammalia, Lagomorpha, Ochotonidae. The transcript is spliced from 3 exons. The record is from RefSeq and is a predicted model, not a curated record.
AUGGUGAAGGAAUCGGGAGAGGAUAAUCCAAUGCGGAAGAUCCGCAUUGAGAAACUGACUUUGAAUAUAUGCGUUGGAGAGUCCGGGGAUCGAUUGACACGUGCCGCGCGAGUGCUCGAGCAGCUUACGGGACAAAGACCGCAGUUCUCGAAAGCUCGGUUCACAAUUCGUUCGUUUGGCAUCCGAAGAAAUGAGAAAAUUGCGUGUCAUGUGACUGUGCGUGGCAAGAAGGCGGAGGAUAUUCUUGAAAAAGGGUUGAAAGUGAAAGAGUACGAACUGAAGAAGAGAAACUUUGCAAACUCGGGAAACUUCGGCUUCGGCAUCCAGGAACACAUCGACCUCGGCAUUAAGUACGACCCUUCCACUGGAAUAUAUGGGAUGGAUUUUUAUGUUCAAUUAGCCCGGCCGGGCAAUCGCGUUGGGCACCGCAAGCGGGCUCAAAGUAGAAUUGGAUUCUCUCACCGCGUGACGAGAGAAGACAGUAUUAAAUGGUUCAAGCAGACCUAUGAUGGAAUUGUGUUAAAUCAGUGA